Messenger RNA from Lathyrus oleraceus (garden pea), 2053 nucleotides. Its product is annotated as probable protein phosphatase 2C 5. The record is from RefSeq and is a predicted model, not a curated record. The coding region runs from base 268 to 1557 and encodes 429 amino acids. Lineage: Eukaryota; Viridiplantae; Streptophyta; Magnoliopsida; Fabales; Fabaceae. The transcript has 8 exons. Gene Ontology annotation, biological process: protein dephosphorylation. Gene Ontology annotation, molecular function: protein serine/threonine phosphatase activity.
CUUACGGAAAAACAAAAGCAAUCCUUUUUUCCCAUAUUUUGUUCUCUCUUUGCACCAAUCAAAUUACAGUCACACAAGAACACUUUCUUCUCCGUAACAUCACCUCCGUUUCUAGGGUUUAUCGCCAUUCCAUCUAACCCUCUCUUCCUCCUCAAUCGAAUCUCUUCUGCCUAUGCUCUUCGCCAUCUACAAUGUUGGAAUUCAUUUGGAUGAUUAGAUAUGGUUUCUCACUACUGAGAAUCUAGAAAUGUUGAAUUGUGAAGUAAGAUGAGUAAGCGUGAGAUGUCGAAGGUGAAGCAGUCGCCGGUUCCUUUGGCUACCUUGAUUGGCCGUGAGCUUCGGAAUGGGAAAGUUGAAAAUCCUUUUGUGAAGUAUGGACAAGCUGGAUUGGCUAAGAAAGGAGAGGAUUACUUUCUGAUUAAAACAGAUUGCCACAGGGUUCCCGGGGAUCCAUCGACUGCGUUUUCUGUCUUUGCGGUUUUUGAUGGGCAUAACGGUAUAUCAGCUGCUAUUUAUGCAAAAGAGAACUUGCUUAAUAAUGUUGUGAGUGCAAUACCGCAAGAUAUCAGCAGGGAUGCAUGGCUACAGGCCCUGCCUCGCGCUCUAGUUGUUGGUUUUGUGAAGACUGACACAGAGUUUCAGAAGAAGGGGGAAACCUCUGGAACAACAGUUACAUUUGUUCUUGUUGAUGGGUGGACUGUCACUGUUGCAUCUGUUGGUGAUUCCCGUUGCAUAUUAGAUACUCAGGGAGGUGUAGUUUCUCUCCUGACAGUUGAUCACAGACUUGAAGAGAAUGUAGAAGAGAGGGAACGUGUUACUGCCAGUGGUGGCGAAGUAGGAAGACUCAAUGUAUUUGGGGGAAAUGCGGUAGGACCUCUUCGCUGCUGGCCUGGUGGACUUUGCCUAUCUAGAUCAAUAGGUGACACAGAUGUGGGAGAGUAUAUUGUGCCAAUACCACAUGUUAAACAAGUGAAACUUUCAAAUGCUGGUGGAAGACUUAUUAUAGCCUCUGAUGGUAUUUGGGAUACUAUAUCGAAUGAUACAGCCGCCAUGUCAUGCCGGGGUCUACCUGCAGAACUUGCUGCUAAGCUAGUAGUUAAGGAAGCUCUAAGAUCUAGAGGCUUGAAGGAUGAUACAACCUGCCUUGUAGUAGAUAUUAUUCCUUCUGACCACCCUGUAUUACCACCAACUCCAAGAAAGAAACAUAAUAUGCUAACAUCGCUUUUCUUUGGAAAGAAAUCUGAGAACUCUACAAACAAAGCUACGAGCAAGCUUUCUGCAGUUGGUGUUGUGGAGGAGUUAUUUGAAGAGGGUUCUGCAAUGCUUAUAGAAAGGCUUGGUAAGGACUUUCCAUUUAAUAAGAAUUCGGAGAUUUUCCGAUGUGCAAUUUGUCAAGUGGAUCAACCCCCUGGGAAUGGUCUAUCAGUGAACUCUGGACCUUUCUUUUCUCCAGCAUCUAAGCCAUGGGAAGGCCCAUUUCUCUGCACAAACUGUCGAAAGAAAAAAGAUGCCAUGGAAGGAAAGAGGCCCAGCACACAUGCUGUUACAGCACAGUAAUCAUCUAAUAUUAUGGUUUCAUAGUAAAUAUUUGUAAAAUUUUCUCUGGCGGUGUGAGUAUGCUUGAUUUUACAUAUUCGGUGGUGAUUGUCAUAGAUGUGCAAGAAAUGAGUUUAAGAUAGGUGUAGUAAGUGUUUUUUGAAGUUGUAACAAACUUGAUUCGCUCAGCUGCUGGACUGACUGAUAGAACAAACGCGGUGUCUAGUAGUAGAUAGGUGAUUUGUGCUAACGGCUUGUAUUUGUAAGUAAACUGAAGUUAUGGUUACUUCUCCCAUUUUGAGACUAGAGGAAGUCUCAAAUGUUUCUGAAGAUCAAGAUUAUGUGAUCUUAUUGACCCUCUCUUCUACCACAAAAUAGUCUAUGAAUGUGAAAAUUGUUGAUCAAGUUAGUUCUUUUGUUACUCAUUGUUGUCAAGAAGGUUUGUGAACGCAUUGCUGCCAGGGCAUGGACAUUACAAUGAUAAAUAAAAAGUAGAGGGUUCCCUCAUCUUUUGCUU